AUAACAUAAAUCUAAGCAUUGAAAUCAGCUAAUCAUUGAUGGAUUGAUGAAUAUUAGAUUUUACCAAGUAUUUCGACUUAACUCCUAGUGAAACCAAAACAACGUGCGGGAAAAUUUUCUGUCACAAUAGGACUGGCAAGCCACCUGCUUACUCACCGUGUAAUAAUGGUCUUGGUCAUCAUCGCACGCGGAGGGCGAACAACAGCAACACACAGUAUCAAACAGAAUCGGUUUCAAUAGAAAUAAAAAGAAUAUCCUCGUUUCAAUACGAAUAUUGUAUUUCAACCAUUGACUUAGCGCGUUAUCACGUGUAAGAAGAUGAAGUCCAAUGGGAUACUCUUUGUAGUAAUCCUAAGCCAGAUAGUCACAGCCCCAGGUCAGGGAACUUGUGACGAAGACAUCCCCUCUAGGCAAUCACCACGUCCGGAUUUUCUGCCCAUGGCCUUAACGUCCAAUGCCCAGCCACCAGGGUGCGGUGCAGGAGAGUAUCUCGACUGGUUCAGUUGUGAGCCUUGUGAAUAUGGGACGUUCAUGACGAGAAAGAUGGCCAGGGAAGGAAACUACAUCAGAUGCUCAGAUUGCUACAGGCCCGAUGAAGACAAGGUGAGAUCCUUCAAAAUACUUUAUCGCGAAAAAUUUGUAUUAAAUGUAUGUAGCUAUAUUUUUCCUUCUAUGUCUAACCAAGUGAGAUUUAUUUUAUUUUUUGUUACGCCCAAUGAGCCAUUAACUGCAUUUUAUUCAGAAAUUAUUAUCAUACUUAUUAUCUUACUAAAAAAACAAACAACUAACAGCAACCGAAUCUGUUUUGAUAUUUGGUUCAUAAUAAAAGAAAUAUAUGUACAAUUCAUGAAUUCUUCAGACAUAAACAUUUGAUGGAGGCAUAUCGAUCAUAUCCAUUUUGUUGUUGUCAAUCUUUAGUUUGAAAUCCUUGAAGAACCGUGCACCAAGACAAGAGACGCAAAGAUCAUGUGUGAAGAUGGAUAUUACAGAAGGAGUGUACCGGGAAAACCCUGUCAGUCUGAAUGCGCACGGUGCGAUGUGUGCGGACUGGGAAUCUUUAUGUUUUCAAACCACGAAGGACGUCAAUGUCACGGUGACCUGAACACAGUCUGCUGCCCCCACGGAGACAUGGUCGUGGAGGCGGGAAUAUGUUUGACCACAACACCAACCACGACCACAGGAGAAUCUGAAGUGUCCAUAAGGGACCCCGAAGCUGUGGUUUUGUCAACGGCUUCAGUCCCAGGAGGUCUAGCCCCUUCGAACACACCAGACGAUAUUACGAUGUAUAUUGUGUUGUUGAUUUUCCAAAUUCUGUUGAUAAAAUACGUGAGAAUGUAACCUUUAAGUCUAGUACUCACUCAGAUAUAGGGACCUUUUUAUCGAGACUCUAAACUUUAGGUGUAGUACUCACUCAGAUAAAGGGACCUUUUUAUCGAAACUGCUUUUGGCAUCAGCAAAUAGAUACUAGGUACAAAUGUUACCGAGGAGCACCACGCUCUGAUAUCCUUUUACAAUAAAUUACAACGACUCCUGUGUGCUGCUGUUAUUUCUAAAUGCACGAGGACAGCUAAAGAAUGAGUGGAUUUUUUAAAUCAACACAAUACGCCCAGCACAAGGAAUCUCAAACGGAUAGUUUUAAUGAUCAUAUUCAUCAAAGGGAAACAACGCCAUACAAACUGAUGAUUAAGAGAACCAGGAAUGGCGCAAACAAAUUAAUCUUGUUCAGGAUAUUUCAGAGUUGUAAGUUUUUUUGUUGGUUUUCCAAAUCCGAAUGAAUACACCCGACAUGCUGGAUGGUCAGGAGAAAUAUCCAUCAUUUAAAUGUGCAGUGGAUACGCUUGAAUCCACUUAGGGGUGAAAAUUUUAUGAUACUGGACAUUGUGUAGGC
Molecule: messenger RNA, 1888 nt
Organism: Lymnaea stagnalis (great pond snail)
Lineage: Eukaryota; Metazoa; Mollusca; Gastropoda; Lymnaeidae
Source: the annotation of a GenBank genome assembly